GAAAAGAAAAACAGAAAAGGUGAAAGAAGGUUACGAGUUUUGAGAGUUAGGUUAUGGAGGACGACGAGAGGCGAGAAGCAGCAAUCGCAUCACUUCCAUGUCUUAACACUAAAUCCAAACCAUCAUCUGCUGCUUCCCAAGCUCGCCUUUCCAAAUUUCAGGAACUGCACAAGAGGCGCUUACAGAUCAAAGAAAAAACUAAAAUAAAAAAGAAAUCAAAAGGUAGGUCAUAUGGGCCAGGCAAAUUAGAAGAGAAGGAUAACGAAGCCGAACCGUACAAAACAACCAAAGAUAACAGCAGUUCAAUCUCAUUAGACAACCAUCAGGAAAAUGUCCCAGCACAAAUGGCUUCAAAGAAGCCACAGAAGCUGCAUUGGGGGCUUGACACAAAGGAAAGAUGGGAAAGGAAAUCCAACAUGUAGAUGGCACUGUCUGGAGUACAACAUUUAUGGCGUGAUCAACCGAGAUGGCUCCAAGUUCUCGAUCGGGCAAAGUUGGUCCCAAAAAUGUUGAAGAUCAUCCAAGGUUCCUGGUGAAUUGAUGUCGUUAGAAUAUCUGGCUCUAAACUCGACUCCAGGAUCCUUGCAAGUGGUAGUGCAGCUCGAUGAACUGUUGUCAUGUUCAAAGCUAAUCAAGUGGGAUUUGAAAACAUCAUUCGUAUGAUUAGCUGCAGGCUCUUGUAGUUUGUCAAAUGUUGUUGGCGAACUGUCGUCGUUUUGCUUUGUUUUUUGGCUGACCAGUUUUUGUUCCCUCACACGUUUCUUCAAAUGAGAGUGCCAAUAAUUUUUUAUAUCGUUA
Helianthus annuus (common sunflower) is the source of this 798-nucleotide messenger RNA. RefSeq lists its product as uncharacterized. The record is from RefSeq and is a predicted model, not a curated record. The transcript is spliced from 5 exons. NCBI's taxonomy places the organism in Eukaryota, Viridiplantae, Streptophyta, Magnoliopsida, Asterales, Asteraceae. Bases 54 to 422 code for a protein of 122 amino acids.